Messenger RNA from Choloepus didactylus (southern two-toed sloth), 2160 nucleotides. RefSeq names its product solute carrier family 22 member 8 (gene SLC22A8). Gene Ontology annotation, cellular component: membrane. The transcript is spliced from 11 exons. Gene Ontology annotation, molecular function: transmembrane transporter activity. Gene Ontology annotation, biological process: transmembrane transport. Lineage: Eukaryota; Metazoa; Chordata; Mammalia; Pilosa; Megalonychidae. The record is from RefSeq and is a predicted model, not a curated record. Bases 160 to 1788 code for a protein of 542 amino acids.
CCCCCCUGGAGGAGGCACAAACACAGCUUGUUGGAGCUGAGCUGCACAACUAAGAGGGCUGCCAGACGCUGGGACGGAGCAGAGGCCGCCAGCACAUCGACCACCAGCCCCACGGGAGCCGGGCCCAGCUGCCAGCUCUGACCCCCCCUUGCCGGCGCCAUGACCUUCUCGGAGCUCCUGGACCGCGUGGGCAGCAUGGGCCGUUUCCAGUUCCUGCACUUGCUCAUGCUUGGCAUCCCGGUCCUGGGCAUGGCCAGCCACAACCUCCUGCAGAUCUUCACAGCUGCCACCCCCGUCUACCACUGCCGCCCACCCCCCAACGCCUCCGCAGGGUCCUGGGAGCUCCCCACGGGCCCAGACGGGAAGCCGGAGAGAUGCCUCCGUUUUGUACAUCCGCCCAACGCCAGCCUACCCAACGGCACCCAGCGGGCCACAGAGCCGUGCCUGGACGGCUGGGUCUACACCAGCACCAGAGACACCAUCGUGAUGGAGUGGGACUUGGUUUGCAAAUCCAACAAAAUGAAGGAGUUGGCCCAGUCUAUCUUCAUGGCAGGCCUACUGAUUGGAGGGCUCGUGCUCGGGAAUCUGUCUGACAGGUUUGGCCGCAAGCCCAUCCUGGCCUUGGGUUACCUGCUGCUGGCAGCCAGCGGCUCCGGGGCGGCCUUCAGCCCACUCCUGCCCAUCUACAUGGCCUUCCGCUUCCUGUGUGGCUUUGGCAUCUCAGGCAUCGUCCUGAGCACCGUCAUCUUGAAUGUCGAGUGGGUGCCCACCCGUAUGCGGGCCAUCUCGUCCACCUUCCUGGGCUACUGCUACACCACCGGCCAGUUCAUUCUGCCCGGCGUGGCCUACGCCAUCCCCCAGUGGCGCUGGCUACAGUUGGCCGUGUCCAUUCCCUUCUUCGUCUCCUUCCUGUGGUCCUGGUGGAUGACGGAGUCCAUACGCUGGAUGGUCCUGUCCGGAAAGUCCUCAAAGGCCCUGCGGAUACUCCGGCGGGUGGCUGUCAUCAACGGCAAGAAGGAGGAGGGAGAAAAGCUCAGCUUGGAGGAGCUCAAACUCAACCUGCAGGAGGAGAUCUCCUUGGCCAAGAUCAAGUACGGCGCAGCUGACCUGUUCCGGCAACCCGUCGUGCGCCGUGUGACCUGCUGUCUUUCCCUAGCCUGGUUUUCCACAGGUUUCUCCUACUACAGUUUGGCCAUGGGUGUGGAAGAAUUCGGAGUCAACAUCUACCUCCUCCAGGUCAUCUUUGGCGGGGUCGACAUCCCGGCCAAGUUCAUCGCCGUCCUCUGCAUGAGCCACCUGGGCCGGCGCCCCACCGAGGCUGCUGCCCUGCUCCUGGGGGGAGGGGCCAUCUUGGCGCUCAUCUUUGUGCCCUCGGAUCUGCAGACCCUGAGGACAGUGCUGGCCGUGUUUGGGAAAGGAUGCAUGUCCAGCUCCUUCAGCUGCCUCUUCCUCUACACGAGUGAGCUGUACCCCACGGUCAUCCGGCAAACAGGCUUGGGCAUAAGUAACAUGUGGGCCCGCGUGGGAAGCAUGGUGGCCCCGCUGGUGAAGAUCACGGCCGAGGUGCAGCCCUUCAUCCCCAACGUCAUCUACGGGAUCGUCGCCCUCAUGGGAGGCAGUGCCGCCUUCUUCCUGCAAGAGACCCUCAAUCGGCCCUUGCCAGAGACUAUCGAAGACAUCGAACACUGGUCCCAGCGGGCAAAUGUGCCAGAACAGGAGCCAGGAGAGGAAAAGGAAACCCAAAGGAUCCCUCUGCAGUCUUGUGAAGCUGGCAUGGCCCCCAGUUGAGGGCAACGGAGCCCGCUUUUCCUGCCCUCCAGAGACUGAUCCCAUCCAGGUCCCCGCCUGCCUUGGGGUGGGGGUGGGGGGCAGGUGGGUUCACGCCUCUAGGAGAAAGCCUUCUGAGAGUUUGGUGAACGUACCUCCACCAUCACCACCACCACCAGUGCCCCGGGCCCAGCUCUGACCAGGUCACAGUUUCUGCCACCGGCCUUCUCACACCCACUCCUGCCCUAAGGCCCCUGCAGCCCAGGCCCUGUCACUCUUCUGUCCAGCCCUUCCUCCUGAGGGACACCCAGGACAAAAACACCUUUCCCUUCUUGCCCCCCACCCCUUUCUCCAAAUCAGCCUUCGGGGAGGGAGGUUUCAAUAAACAGUGAU